AUGAACGAUGAGGAUCCUUCGUACUCCGACAAUUUUCUAUUGAACUUUCACAAUCAAGCUCAAGAUGAAAAGCAGACUGAAACCAAUUCACUGAAACUUUGGAACGAAGAACUUGCCAAGGAACAACUAUCUGUCAAAGAAUGGCAAGAUGCCUUUGCCCGCAACGGAUUGGCCGACUUUACCCCGCCCAUGUCAGCUGGACUCAAUUGUUUAAUGGUGGGAGCACCUGCGACUGAAGACAAUGGGACAAAGUUGCCGUGGGAGGAUGAAGCCGAAGCCACGAUAACACCAUUGAGAAUACCCGAGAAGACUAGCACGACAAAAGUGAUGGAUAUGAUUGACACUAUGCCCAUUGAAGAUGCCAUUGUGCUGUCCGACGAUUCAUCCAGAAAAGAGAAAUCAUCCAGCAGUAAUAUGAUUCUUUCCACUGAUGAGCCAUCCGACAUUAUCGUUUCGACAAGUCACUCAUCACCAAAAUCAUCAGCAUCUUCCAAGAAUAACCAAGCCACACUUUCCAAAGCUAGCCAGACACCAGCCGCCAGUUAUGAUUGCAUUGUUGAUCAUGGACUCUUGGAUUCCGUCGUUGCCCUGAGCUCAUCGGCUGAUGCUGAUAAAAAGCAAGGAGUAGUCCAAGAGUUGCUCGUCGAAGCCGCCACGGCCCUUCGAGAAUUUGGCAUCUAUGUCUACGUAUCGGCCGAACCUUUGUCAGUGGAAACGAGGCAAACCUUGCAAGAGGCAAGCGAAUUGGCUGGAUUGGAAUGGCAAUUUGAAUUGGAUGGGUUGUUGGAAUGUGGAGAAGUUGUCUCUGUGGCAAGACGAUACAACAAUGGAGUACUUCCAUCCGUCGGAAAGCUUUCGAGAUUUCAAGUUUGA
Messenger RNA from Cylindrotheca closterium, 873 nucleotides. NCBI's taxonomy places the organism in Eukaryota, Bacillariophyta, Bacillariophyceae, Bacillariales, Bacillariaceae. The record is from the annotation of a GenBank genome assembly.